AUGACCCCUCUGUCUGCCUCCAUACCCAAGCCCAUGACCCCUCUGUCUGCCUCCAUACCCAAGCCCAUGACCCCUCUGUCUGCCUCCAUACCCAAGCCCAUGACCCCUCUGUCUGCCUCCAUACCCAAGCCCAUGACCCCACUAUCUGCCUCCAUACCCAAGCCCAUGACCCCUCUGUCUGCCUCCAUACCCAAGCCCAUGACCCCUCUGUCUGCCUACAUACCCAAGCCCAUGACCCCACUAUCUGCCUCCAUACCCAAGCCCAUGACCCCUCUGUCUGCCUCCAUACCCAAGCCCAUGACCCCUCUGUCUGCCUCCAUACCCAAGCCCAUGACCCCACUGUCUGCCUCCAUACCCAAGCCCAUGACCCCACUGUCUGCCUCCAUACCCAAGCCCAUGAUCCCUCUGUCUGCCUCCAUACCCAAGCCCAUGACCCCACUGUCUGCCUCCAUACCCAAGCCCAUGACCCCACUAUCUGCCUCCAUACCCAAGCCCAUGACCCCACUAUCUGCCUCCAUACCCAAGCCCAUGACCCCACUGUCUGCCUCCAUACCCAAGCUCAUGACCCCACUGUCUGCCUCCAUACCCAAGCCCAUGACCCCACUAUCUGCCUCCAUACCCAAGCCCAUGACCCCUCUGUCUGCCUCCAUACCCAAGCCCAUGACCCCUCUGUCUGCCUCCAUACCCAAGCCCAUGACCCCUCUGUCUGCCUCCAUACCCAAGCCCAUGACCCCUCUGUCUGCCUCCAUACCCAAGCCCAUGACCCCUCUGUCUGCCUCCAUACCCAAGCCCAUGACCCCACUAUCUGCCUCCAUACCCAAGCCCAUGACCCCUCUGUCUGCCUCCAUACCCAAGCCCAUGACCCCUCUGUCUGCCUCCAUACCCAAGCCCAUGACCCCACUAUCUGCCUCCAUACCCAAGCCCAUGACCCCUCUGUCUGCCUCCAUACCCAAGCCCAUGACCCCUCUGUCUGCCUCCAUACCCAAGCCCAUGACCCCACUGUCUGCCUCCAUACCCAAGCCCAUGACCCCACUGUCUGCCUCCAUACCCAAGCCCAUGACCCCUCUGUCUGCCUCCAUACCCAAGCCCAUGACCCCUCUGUCUGCCUCCAUACCCAAGCCCAUGACCCCUCUGUCUGCCUCCAUACUCAAGCCCGUGUUCAAAGAUGUUGUGAAAGCACUUUGGGCCUCCCAUGAGGAAGCUAACCCUACGUGUUCAUGA
Molecule: messenger RNA, 1221 nt
Organism: Oncorhynchus keta (chum salmon)
Lineage: Eukaryota; Metazoa; Chordata; Actinopteri; Salmoniformes; Salmonidae
Exons: 1
Coding region: 1-1221 (406 amino acids)
Source: RefSeq, a predicted model, not a curated record